AUGGCUGGCGGUUCCUCAUCCAUACCUGAUGCAUCAGGUGCUCCUAGGACGUCGUCUAUAGAUUCUGCUAUAUCCGCAAUUUCUUCGAAACCCCACUCCCAUCAAGGUUCUCAGGAUGCUCAGUCUGGAACUGCAGAUAUAUCUAAUUUGGUUCGGGCAGCAGGCAGUCCCGAGGCCGUCAUACAGUAUUUAUUGAAGGAGAAGCAGUCACAAUCGCAACAGAAUGCACAGUUAUGGAGGCUUGUGGAUAAACAGAGAGCUAUGAUCUUGGGCCUUAACAAAGAUCUCGAGCGUGCUUUGAAAGAUAAGGAGAAAUACAGAAAGAAGCUAAAGGAUGUAAUGGCUGUCCAUGAUGAGCGUUUGAAGCCUGAUCUUGUACAGCCAAGAGUACCUAACAUCCCUCAGCUUAACGUCAACGUACCCAGGGAACAGGAACCUGACAUGCCAGGGUCGCCGUCAAACCUCGAUUCCGAUAGCGUCAAACAUUCGCCUAUCGAUGUAUCUCUGGCACCCUAUCCGAUUACACCUCCAGCUGAUCAACUUUCCAAUGGGCUACCAUCAGCAGUCGGAGAACUCUUAGACCCAUCGCAUGCAAUGCCAAAGGCCUCUGAGCAUGCGCUAGACCAUUUCGAUCUUGAAGAGGAAGAUCGUGCUGCCGAAGAAGCUAAGAAAUCGUCAGAAGCAGUUAAAGAAAUUCCGAUUAACCUCUCAAUCCCCCCAUCCCGAAGCCUUCCAAGCGUUCCGCCUCGAGUACCGCCUCCCAAACGUCCAACAACAGACACUCCUGCGGUUUCGAUUAUUGAGGCGACACCGCUUGUUGACCAGGGCAUCUCUCAAUUUCCGCCUCCGUCUGCCCCUCCACCACGGAAACCUCCGCCUGCUCCGUUACAAUUGAAGAAAGAGUCAAAAGUGCCUGCCUCGAUCUCUCCAGAGGACAAUUUUGAUUCCGAUUCCGACUACGAUUCAUUGUUGGAAGUAGAUGAGCUCCCGAUCAUCGAGAAACGUGGCCGGAGAAAGACUAGAGAGGAAGAUGAUAGAGAAAGAGAAAUCCUCGCACAGAAAGAGGCUGAAGUUCGGAGUCUGUCUAAGAAGAGCAAAAACGGUAGUCAGAAUGGCCUGCCUCUUGCCAAGGAUACGGAGUCUUCUCAAUAUAGCGUUCCCGCAAACCCCCGGGCAGUUAGCGCUCAAGACUCGCUAUCCCCCGAUAAUGGUCCUGUAUCGCUCGCUGGUCUCCUAAACGAUACCGAUAUCCGAGAGACUAUAGUUCCUGCUUUCUUGAAAAGCCCAGGGCUUCCUGCAAGUCCAAGGCCAAUGAUGCACUCGACUCCAUCGUCUCCCCGCGGCAUAGGAAUAGCAAUGGCAAUACCCCUUUCACCACGAGCUCCCAGACAACCGAUUCCGCUCCCGCCUAAUGCGCAGCAGAUAUCCAGUCCCUUGAGCCAAGCCUCUAUAAAACAACCUGGCAGCACUAAGCAGAUAAGCGAAGGCUCACAGCCAAGCCCCCAUACAAAUCGUGAAAGCCCUGUCGAAAGAUCGAAGAUCUAUAGAGGAUUCGCCACGGAGGAAUAUCCCGACUUGUUGCUGCCGCCAAAUGCUCUCCCGUCUAUCGAUGUCAGGGUUGCGUCGUCUCGCAUGAAGCCAUCCAGGGCUAGCCUCCUGUCGCUAACACAAUUGGAGGAGGACCCCGUUUUCACGUUAGCUAUUCGUUUGCGGUCUGAAAGUACCGAAUUAUGGAGGGUAGAAAAGGACACCGCAUCUCUUGUCAAGCUUGACCAAAAAAUGAAGCAAUGCGCAUCUUUUACGGCUAAGACACCAGAUAGGUCUCUGUUUAGUGGUCACUCACCCGCCAAGCUCGAUGCUCGCCGUACCGUUCUAGAUCAUUAUCUUGAUGAGCUCCUGAACACUCCUCUCGAUACACCUACUGCCCUAGAACUUUGUAAAUACUUGUCAACCAACACUGUUCGGCCUAAUGCAGACGAGCCUUCCCCCACUAAUGAGCCCAGCAGUGAAGGAAUUCCCCAGAAGACAGGUCCUGGAGGUAGGCCCUUUAAGAACGGCUACUUAACAAAGAGAGGCAAGAACUUCGGCGGGUGGAAAGCACGAUUCUUCGUCCUGGAUGGACCUCACCUAAGAUACUACGAGACACCCGGUGGUGCGCAUUUAGGGACUAUCAAGCUUCAGAAUGCGCAAAUCGGGAAGCAAUCUCAGCAUACUAAUGAUGGGUCUCCAGCAAGUGGUCCGAACGGCGAAGAGUUAGAUAACCAAUACCGCCAUGCGUUCUUAGUUCUCGAACCAAAAAAGAAGGAUUCUAGUAGUCAUGUGAAGCACGUUUUAUGUGCUGAAAGUGACAUCGAGCGUGAUCAGUGGGUAGAGGCUCUGCUCCGCUGGAUCGACUAUCGGGAUGACAACGAUGAAGAGGCACAUUUAGCUGCUGGCCAAGGCCGGAAUCAAGCCGCGAGCAACAAUUCUCACACCAGCAAUGCGAAUAUGAAUGCGAAGAAGAAGGGUCAUGGGAAACAUCCAGGGCAACAUAGUGGUAACCAAGAAGGAUUGAUCGGGAUGAGCUACGACACAGCUAGGCAAGGUAAUAUUCCGGAUGGUGCUCCCUCUAGAAACCAAAAGACUGGCACACCAGAAUCACAAGAUAGAGUAAACGGUUCAGCUUACACCAUUUCAGCCCCGAAAGAUCCGCAGCUAAUCCCGGAUGGAGCCUCAUGGGGCGGCAAGAUGGGUUUAGCCCCGCCUGGUCCUACGAUCGAGGAAAAGAAGCAGAGAAAGCGUAGUUUCUUCGGAUUUGGCCCUAAAACUCGGUCAUCAGUGGAUGACCAAGACGCGUCUUAUAGUUCCAAUGCCGGCAAUGUCCCUCAAAAUCAAGUCGAACAACGAGGACCGAUACGACAAGCCUUUGGUGCGCCUCUCGCCGAAGCGGUGAGAUUCAGUGGCCCCUUUGAUGCCAACGUCCCUCUUCCAGCAGUAGUAUAUCGGUGCAUCCAGUAUCUCGAUGCGAAGAGCGCAAUUCGAGAAGAGGGUAUAUUCCGACUAAGCGGUUCUAACGUAGUAAUCAAACAACUACGCGAGCGUUUCAAUACCGAAGGCGACGUCAACCUCCUCACUGAUGAUACAUAUUACGACAUUCAUGCUGUGGCUUCCCUGCUGAAGCUUUACCUUCGUGAAUUACCUACGACCAUUCUCACUAGGGAUCUCCAUAUGAAAUUUGUCGAGGUAACCGAGAUGUCUAACCAGCGAGAAAAGAUUGCGUCAUUGGCAGAGCUCGUACAGCAACUUCCAUUGGCGAACGAAACACUAUUGAAAUACCUCAUUGCUUUCCUAAUUAAGAUCAUCAAUCAUUCAGAUACGAACAAGAUGACUGUACGUAACGUUGGUAUCGUUUUCUCUCCGACGUUAAAUAUCCCAGCUCCGGUAUUUGCGCUACUCCUACAGAACUACGAGGGUAUAUUUGGUAUAGACCCAGAGGAGUACGAACUCCCGUCUCCUGUUGAUACGGACUCGGGCACAAUAGAGACACAGCCGCCUCGGCCGCUCACAGCGACGGAUUCACCUCAAAGGCGGCUAAUCGAGCAGACACAGCAGCGAUCAACACCUACUCCGCCGCCCGGUGUAUUCGGUGGAGGGCUUCGUCCAACUGCGACACCUCCACCUCGCCAGACCUCCUCAUAUGAGCCACAUUACUUAGCUCAACCGGGAUCACAACCCUCACUUCGCCCAGCUUACGAAAACAGCUUUGUUGUGCCGCCAGGUUAUGACCCAAACUCGAGGCAGCCCAGUUAUGACCGCCCACAUUAUCCAUCCUCUUACGAACAGAACCACAGCGACAAUUCGUUAUCGGCAUACGAUCAAUCUUACAAUAAGAGCAAAAGGAGAGAGAGCACUAUGUUUAUGGGGAACAUGAUGCUUAAUCAGCAAGGCCUUAAUCAACAAGGUUCCAAGAGUCAUCUGAGGGAGGAAACCAGGAUGUAA
Daldinia childiae is the source of this 3978-nucleotide messenger RNA. RefSeq names its product putative Rho-type GTPase-activating protein 2. The coding region runs from base 1 to 3978 and encodes 1325 amino acids. Gene Ontology annotation, biological process: regulation of GTPase activity; signal transduction. Lineage: Eukaryota; Fungi; Ascomycota; Sordariomycetes; Xylariales; Hypoxylaceae. Gene Ontology annotation, cellular component: cytoplasm. The record is from RefSeq and is a predicted model, not a curated record. Gene Ontology annotation, molecular function: phosphatidylinositol binding. The transcript has a single exon.